AGACAAGUCUUAGUGAUUGUAUUAUUGCAAGCUGAAACAUAUCAAACUCCGGAAGCAGGCAUGAUGUCGAAAGAUUUUGAUUUUUCUCAGAAGGGUAUGAGCGACGCCACUAGUAGCGACUUACGUAACGAGUCAGCACAUCCAACAUUCUCUGGGACUAAGCAACUUUUCACGUUAAGCUCGCCGUUUUACCAGGGACCCACGUCCUUUGGCGGUAGUGCGGCUAUUACUCGCGUUUGGAACAAUUUUAAGUGCAGCAGAAUACUUGCUUCUGAAAUCAACAAAAAGAUGGAACCGCCAACUUAUUCGGAGUCCUUAGAGUCGAAGAUCAUGAAACGCCGUCGUCUGUACGCUCUUUUAAAUAGGAAAGAAAUUACGUAUAGCAAAUACCGGAAUAUACAGAAUGAGUCCCGGAUAGGAAUCAUUAAAGAGGUGGAGGAAACACAAAUGCCAGAAACCACAUAUAAGAAGAAAUCGCCUACGAAACCAGUUAUGCGAACAUUCUACUUCUCGGAGCCUAUACCGCUAAUGCAACAUAAUUCAAAGCGCAAUUUUGUAUUUUCCGACCCAAUUCCUCUGGAUUAGGAUACUUGUUUGUUUUACAAAUUUUUCAAAUAUUUCUAAAUUGUUUGAAUAUAGAAGGUGUUUCUGUGUAUUACGUUGAUCGGUUAAAGCCUAGCUAUACAAAGAAAAUACAAUAUUUUCUUUUAUUUUAAAAUUAAAAUCAAAUUUUUGUAGCACAAAUUCGUUGCACUAUUGUAAGAUAUAACUGAUGAAUUUGUUCUUAAAUAAAAGUGAAUUUGCUUUC
This is a messenger RNA of Drosophila melanogaster (fruit fly), 808 nucleotides long. RefSeq lists its product as uncharacterized. The record is from RefSeq and is marked reviewed. The coding region runs from base 61 to 585 and encodes 174 amino acids. The transcript is spliced from 2 exons. NCBI's taxonomy places the organism in Eukaryota, Metazoa, Arthropoda, Insecta, Diptera, Drosophilidae.